This is a messenger RNA of Bombyx mori (domestic silkworm), 866 nucleotides long. RefSeq lists its product as uncharacterized. The transcript has 3 exons. NCBI's taxonomy places the organism in Eukaryota, Metazoa, Arthropoda, Insecta, Lepidoptera, Bombycidae. The record is from RefSeq and is a predicted model, not a curated record. Bases 135 to 701 code for a protein of 188 amino acids.
GUGAUUGAUUCUCUAUGGACACACUUUUUGUCAGCUUAGCUGUUAAACGUCUAAAUUUGGGUUAGAUUAUAAAUGCACCUUAUAAUAUGAGAUAAAGAGUCCUUUAAAGUACCAACGUAAAAUAUAUUCGAAUUAUGAUUAGUAAAAGAGACAUCAAUAUUUUUUUACCACCUAUGAUAUGUAAUAAUUUACGGGAAAAAAUCAAAGAUGGUGCGAUUGAUGAUAUGGACAACUUAGUACUGAAUCAAGACAAACGAAACGGAAGGAUUUCGAAACUGAGCCUAGGAAAUAAAAUCACAAAUAUCAGUCCCAGUUCUAUACGUCCAUUAUCAAUAACUUGGUUUCCUGAUCAACUUUAUUUUGCUAUUAACAAAAAGAAACUCACUAAGAAGUUAAGGGUCUUGAAUGCUUGCUCAAAUACCGUUUACAUACACUGCUGUGGGUUAUGGAACGAGAAGGCAAGAUUGGGAGCAAGUUGGAAUUGCCAUCCCCGUACCAGACUUCGUUUAGCGCCAGGAUUAAUGGGCGAAAUAACAGUCCAAAUUAAACCUCGUGAAACAAGUCCCGUUCAACUUACGUGUGCUGCUCUGCAAUUAGCUGCGUCGCGUCUACGGGAAAACGUAACAGGAUAUUUCGCCGUUCCCAUUGAAGUUUCAUUCUUGAACAGUGUGAUGCCGUCUUUAACCGGCGAAGAAUCAUAGCAAAGAAAUAAACGGAAUUCUUGAUCACAUCACAGAAGACUGAAAUUAUUUAAUAUAAAAAAAGUGAAACAUUUUUUUUUUUUGCAAAAACUGAAAUUAAUUUGUUUGUAAAAUAUAAAGUAGAAUAAAAUAUACAUCUGUGAAUCAAUUUAUCUUCUCGUAUAA